CGGGCGGGGGGAGCGCGAGGCGGCGGGCCCGGGCCAUAGAGACGCGCGGCCGGGGGGGUGGGGUGGAAAUGGUGGGAUAGAGCGUCCCCCCGCCCUGCCGGCGGCCGCCCCGAGUCCGCCAGGGCCGCCCCGAGCCCGCCGGGCCCGGACAAAGCGCCGCUGCGUCCCGCCCCGCCCCGCCCCGCCUGCAGCCCCGCCGCGGAGCCAUGUCGGCUAGCAGCCUCCUGGAGCAGAGACCCAAGGGCCAAGGCAACAAAGUGCAAAACGGCUCUGUGCACCAAAAAGAUGGGUUGAAUGAUGAUGACUUUGAACCCUACCUGAGUCCCCAGGCUCGCCCGAAUAAUGCAUACACUGCAAUGUCUGAUUCCUACUUACCAAGCUACUUCAGUCCUUCCAUUGGAUUCUCCUACUCCUUAGGUGAAGCUGCCUGGUCCACGGGGGGAGACCCCCCCAUGCCCUACCUGACCUCAUAUGGACAGCUGAGCAAUGGGGAGCCUCACUUCCUUCCUGAUGCCAUGUUCGGGCAGCCAGGGGCCCUUGGCAGCACUCCAUUCCUUGGGCAGCACGGCUUUAACUUCUUUCCAAGUGGGAUUGACUUUUCAGCUUGGGGAAAUAACAGUUCUCAGGGACAAUCCACUCAGAGCUCUGGCUACAGCAGCAAUUAUGCCUAUGCUCCCAGCUCACUAGGAGGGGCCAUGAUCGAUGGGCAGUCAGCCUUUACCAAUGAGACCCUCAACAAGGCUCCUGGCAUGAACACUAUUGACCAGGGCAUGGCAGCCCUCAAGCUGGGCAGCACGGAGGUGGCAAGCAGUGUCCCAAAAGUCAUUGGCUCAGCCGUGGGGAGCGGAUCUAUCACCAGUAAUAUUGUGACGAACAGUUUGCCUCCGGCAACAAUUGCACCACCAAAGCCGACCUCAUGGGCUGACAUUGCCAGCAAACCUGCCAAGCAGCAGCCCAAGCUGAAGGCCAAGAAUGGCAUUGCAGGGCCAAGUCUUCCGCCACCUCCCAUAAAACAUAACAUGGAUAUUGGAACUUGGGAUAACAAAGGGCCAGUGGCAAAAGCCCCGUCACAGACCUUGGUCCAGAAUCUUGCUCAGCAGCCACCACAGGUGUCUCCGCAGCCCCUGGGCCAACAGAUCAGUAGUAGCCCACCAGUGACCCAGGCUCCGGGUGGGCAGCAGUCGCAGGCACUGCCACCACCAGCCCCACUGCCUGUGCCACCGGCACAGCCCACCCGCUGGGUCGCCCCUCGGAAUCGUGGCAACGGCUUUGGCCAGAAUGGAGUGGACGGUAAUGGAGUGGGACAAGCUCAGGCCAGUUCUGGUUCUCUCUCUGAGCCACACCCAGUCUUGGAGAAGUUGAGAUCUGUUAACAAUUACAACCCCAAGGAUUUUGACUGGAACCCAAAGCAUGGGCGGGUUUUCAUCAUUAAGAGUUACUCUGAGGACGAUAUCCACCGUUCAAUUAAAUACAACAUCUGGUGCAGUACGGAGCAUGGCAACAAGAGACUGGAUGCAGCCUAUCGCUCCAUGAGUGGGAAGGGCCCCGUAUACUUAUUGUUCAGUGUCAACGGUAGUGGUCACUUCUGCGGUGUAGCAGAAAUGAAAUCUGCUGUGGACUAUAACACCUGUGCAGGUGUGUGGUCCCAGGACAAAUGGAAGGGACGUUUUGAUGUCAGGUGGAUUUUUGUGAAGGACGUUCCCAACAGCCAGCUGCGACACAUCCGCCUAGAGAACAACGAGAAUAAACCAGUGACCAACUCCAGGGACACUCAGGAGGUGCCUCUGGAAAAGGCUAAGCAGGUGUUGAAAAUUAUUGCCACCUACAAGCACACCACCUCCAUCUUUGAUGACUUCUCACACUAUGAGAAACGCCAAGAGGAGGAGGAGAAUGUUAAAAAGUUCCGCUUGAUGCCUGUGGAGGUGGAGAGGAGCAAAGCUACGCUCUGCUCAGGAUAAAUCCUAUCUGGGAACGCCAAGGCCGUGUCAAGUAGAAGGCCAUUCCAGCACAGAUUGCAGCAGAGAUUGCAUCCCAGCUGUCUUUCAGAGAGAGAAAGGAGCAAGAGUAUCCCAGAAAGAAUUAGGACUUUUUUUUCUUAAUUCCUUUGACUUCAAAAAGACUUUUACAAACUUCCAAUUAAAAAAAAAAAAAGGUAUUGGAAUAUCACAAGACAUAGGACUAAAAAAACCAAAAACAACUACAAAAAAAAUCCCUUCUAGGUAGAGUAGAGGUAAAACCUGUCCCCUUACUUUUGGCUUUGGUUGUGAUUUCAGAGCAUACACUUUGUUUUUGUCUUUUUACUAUGGUUUUUGGAUUUUCAAGUCCAUAAGUGGCAUAUGCUUUUUUUUUUUUUUUUGGUCUAAUUUUUGAAUCCCAUUGUUCCUCUUCUUUCCACCCUGUUGGGCCUCCUUCCCUGGUUUUGAUAUUUGCACUUGGAACACUGAAUUAUAAUAUCCACCAUGCAAAGUGGAGUAACUUUAAAUUUUUUCCUUUCCCCGGACUGGAAGAGGAAAAAUUCUAUGGGGAAGUUGGGGUUUUUGGUCUAAGAAGAAUUGAACAGAAAAUUGUCCAAGAGGUUAUGUCUUAAAGGUGGUUUAUUUUUCUCUGACCCUUUGUUACUCAAAAGUCAAGUACUAGGAGUCCUAAGAAACGUUCUGUUCUUGUGCAUUAUAUAGAUUUAAAGAUUAGGUCUGGAUGAAUUUGAUUUUUGAAAGCUGAGAACAGUGGUAAAAAAAUUGUCUUGUUUACAGGAAAAGGAAUUUUGGACAAUAAAAAGCCCAAAACAAACCAAGGAAGAAAUAUUGUAAAAUGUGUAGUAACUAUGUUUCAGUUUCUUGUUAAGCCAAUGAGGACUGGGCGUUGCUUUUCUUUUCACCAUUAAUCACUUCUCAUUAAUAAAUGUGAGAUCCUGUUGAGCAUC
Molecule: messenger RNA, 2920 nt
Organism: Serinus canaria (Common canary)
Lineage: Eukaryota; Metazoa; Chordata; Aves; Passeriformes; Fringillidae
Gene: YTHDF2
Product: YTH N6-methyladenosine RNA binding protein F2
Exons: 6
Coding region: 207-1958 (583 amino acids)
Biological process (GO): mRNA destabilization
Cellular component (GO): cytoplasm
Molecular function (GO): N6-methyladenosine-containing RNA reader activity; mRNA binding
Source: RefSeq, a predicted model, not a curated record